This is a messenger RNA of Penicillium longicatenatum, 2607 nucleotides long. RefSeq names its product histidine biosynthesis protein HIS4. Lineage: Eukaryota; Fungi; Ascomycota; Eurotiomycetes; Eurotiales; Aspergillaceae. Bases 1 to 2607 code for a protein of 868 amino acids. The transcript is spliced from 3 exons. Gene Ontology annotation, molecular function: histidinol dehydrogenase activity; phosphoribosyl-AMP cyclohydrolase activity; metal ion binding. Gene Ontology annotation, cellular component: cytoplasm. Gene Ontology annotation, biological process: L-histidine biosynthetic process. The record is from RefSeq and is a predicted model, not a curated record.
AUGGCUACACCAUUCCUGAUCUCCUACCCCUCCACCCCCACCUCGGGCCUUUCGCUCAAGCAGAUCGCCUACUUCGGGCGGGUGCUGGUGAAGGUUGCUGCUCGUGCCGAAGCAGAGAAGUUCCUGCGCGAACACUUUCGUCACAUGGAUGUCUAUGUGGAUGCUACUGCCGUCUCCUCCGCCGGCGAUCUGGUCGAUAUUCUCAACGCCGGUGCCGCAAAGAUCUUCAUCACCCUCGACCAAUUGACAGCACUUUCACAGGAACAGUCGGUUCCUUCACCACGACUGGCCGUCUACGCUGUUUCUGACGAUCAACUCGAUAAACUUCAGCAGUGGAUCUCUACCAAUGUCUCCGAGCGCAACGAUGUCAGCGUCUGCACCGAGCCUGCCGCCGCUACCACCGCCGCCACCAAAUUAAACAUCAGCUCCGAGUCCCCACGGCUUUAUAUCUCAUACAAUGAUCAGGCGGUCACUGAAGAUUCCGUGAAGCAGGUCACUCAGCAGGGUGCCAUUGCCAUUAUUCCCUCCCAGACGUUGACCGUCGAGCGGGAUGCGGCGGGACAGCUUUCUGCCGCCAAGCUUCUCGCUUCACGCGCAGUCACUGACCAGUCCAACGGCUUGUAUGCGACAUCUGUGACCGACGAGCGGGGCGCUUGCCUUGGAUUUGUCUGGAGUAGUGACGAAAGCAUUGCCGAGGCCCUGCGCACUGGUACUGGUGUCUACCAAAGCCGCAAGCGCGGACUGUGGUACAAGGGCCAAUCGAGUGGCGACGUGCAAGAACUGAUCCGCAUUGGAUUUGACUGCGAUGCGGAUUGCUUGGUCUUUGUUGUGAAACAGAUUGGACGUGGCUUCUGCCACCUCGGCACUGAAACUUGCUUUGGCGCCUCCGCCGGUUUGUCGCGUCUUCAGAAGACCCUCCUGGAGCGUAAAGCCGACGCCCCCACCGGUUCGUACACUGCUCGCCUCUUCAACGAGCCCAAGCUCGCCGAGGCCAAGAUCAUGGAGGAGGCUGAGGAGCUGUGCCGCGCUACAACCAAGGAGGAGAUUGCCUUUGAGGCUGCCGAUCUGUUUUACUUUGCCCUGACUAAGUGUACUGCCGCCGGUGUGACCCUCGAGGACAUUGAGCGUAACCUGGACCUCAAGAGCUUGAAGGUCAAGCGGAGAAAGGGCGACGCCAAGGGACCCUGGGCUGAGAAGGCCGGCUUGGCUACUGCCCAGCCCAAGCCUGCUCCUACCCCUACUCCUGCCCCCGCCCCUGUUGAGGACCGCUCACGGAUUGAGAUGAAGCGUGUCAUCACCACCGAGGUCUCUGCCGCUGAGGUCAAGGAGUUCCUCAAUCGUCCUUCCCAGAAGUCCAACGACGCCAUUGUUGGUCUGGUGAAGCCAAUCAUCCAGGAUGUUCGUGAGAAUGGUGAUGCUGGCGUGCUCAAGUACACCCAUAAGUUUGAGAAGGCCACCUCAUUGACCUCUCCUGUCAUUCACGCUCCCUUUGCACCCGAGCUGAUGAAGCUCACCCCCGAUGUCCAGGAGGCUCUCGACGUUUCCAUUGGUAACAUUGAACGCUUCCACUCUGCGCAGAAGGGCAGCAACGAUGCCCUCUCUAUGGAGACCAUGCCCGGUGUGGUCUGCUCUCGCUUCUCUCGCCCUAUUGAGCGUGUUGGUCUGUACAUUCCCGGUGGUACCGCCGUACUGCCCUCCACUGCUAUGAUGCUGGGUGUGCCCGCUAUGGUGGCCGGUUGCCAGAAGAUCGUCUUGGCCUCUCCUCCCCGUGCCGACGGCAGCAUCUCCCCCGAGAUUGUCUACGUCGCACACAAGGUUGGAGCUGAGAGCAUCGUUCUGGCUGGUGGUGCUCAGGCCGUGGCCGCAAUGGCUUACGGUACCGAGAGCAUCACCAAGGUUGACAAGAUCUUGGGUCCCGGUAACCAGUUCGUGACUGCCGCCAAGAUGCUUGUCUCCAACGACACUUCCGCGGGUGUUAGUAUUGAUAUGCCUGCCGGUCCCAGUGAGGUUCUUGUCAUCGCUGACAAGACUGCCAACCCCGCCUUCGUUGCCUCUGACCUGCUGAGCCAGGCUGAGCACGGUGUCGACUCGCAGGUCAUUCUCAUUGCUGUUGACCUGAACGAAGAGCAGCUGCGUGCCAUUGAGGACGAGGUUGAUGCUCAAGCCCGUGCUCUGCCCCGUAUGGACAUCGUCCGCGGCUCUCUGGAGCACUCCGUCACCUUCGUCGUGAAGGACAUCAGAGAGGCGAUGGCUUUGAGCAACGAUUACGCCCCCGAGCACUUGAUCCUGCAGGUUGAUGGUGCCGAGGCUAUCGUUGAGCAGGUCCAGAAUGCUGGCAGUGUCUUCAUUGGCCCAUGGACCCCCGAAAGUGUUGGUGAUUACUCCGCCGGUGUCAACCACUCUCUGCCUACCUACGGAUAUGCCAAGCAGUACUCGGGUGUUAAUCUUGGCUCCUUCUUGAAGCAUAUCACCAGCUCUAACCUGACUGCUGACGGUUUGCUGGCGCUGGCCAAGACUGUUGAGACUCUGGCCGCUGUCGAGGGACUAGAUGCGCACAAGCGGGCAGUCAGCAUCCGUGUUGCGCAGAUGAAGAAGGACCGCUCUUAG